Molecule: messenger RNA, 321 nt
Organism: Caenorhabditis remanei
Lineage: Eukaryota; Metazoa; Nematoda; Chromadorea; Rhabditida; Rhabditidae
Exons: 1
Coding region: 1-321 (106 amino acids)
Source: RefSeq, a predicted model, not a curated record
AUGCGUUUUAUUCCAAUUCUUCUUAUUGCUGUUUUGGCAUUCAUUGUCAUCAUCGAAGGAUGCACCGUCGGAGAUUGUGACUAUCCAGAGAGAAACCCGCGUCCGCGGCCAAAAUAUCCAGAUGAUGACUUCCCUUACCUCAACGGUGACAACAACAAGGCUGGCUGGGUUUCGGAGGUCACAGGCGUUCCAAACUACAAGACAUGCAAUUCUGACGAGGAUUGUCGCCACGACUUCAUGGAAUUGGAAAUUCCACGCUGCACUGACGGCAAAUGCAACAAUUAUACCCCAGAUCCUUCUGAAAUUGGCCGUCCAUUCUGA